Molecule: messenger RNA, 3778 nt
Organism: Oryctolagus cuniculus (rabbit)
Lineage: Eukaryota; Metazoa; Chordata; Mammalia; Lagomorpha; Leporidae
Gene: TLR6
Product: toll like receptor 6
Biological process (GO): toll-like receptor signaling pathway; cellular response to diacyl bacterial lipopeptide; inflammatory response
Cellular component (GO): plasma membrane; Toll-like receptor 2-Toll-like receptor 6 protein complex
Molecular function (GO): transmembrane signaling receptor activity; lipopeptide binding; Toll-like receptor 2 binding
Source: RefSeq, a predicted model, not a curated record
GGCCCCGCCCCCAGGCGCCCCGCCUGUCCUGACCUGGGCAGCGCCCCCUGGUCCCGGCGGGGCGGGCCCCAGGCUGCGCUUUCCCAGCCAGCUGGGCAGCUGUGCUUGUCCAGGCUCUGCGCCACUGGGCCCGGCCGGGGGUGAGUGCAGUCCGGCCCAGGCGGGUUUCGGGAUUCGCCGAUGCCUUUUCUUCUUUUGGAAGCGUCAAGAAAAUCGACAGUCUCCACGGGGAAGAGUCAAGUUCAAGUGCAAGGUCAGCGAGCGCCAGUGGCCUCGGCGCUGCCUCCUUAGCUGGUCGGUGGGAGUGUCAGGAGCUGCAGACGCAGACGGCCACUGAACACCUGUAGAGGGCUGGGUGCGGAGUGUGGGUCAAAGCCCCCGGGCAUUCGCCGUGGCGCAGGACACCCGCGUCUGCGAGUGCAGCCUCGGUAAACCACCCGCCGGGCAAGUGCAUGGACCGGGACCGGCGCCGGAGCGAGCUGAGUGACCCGCAAGCCUUCUUUUAAAAGAAAAAAAUGCUACAGAAGCUGCAUUCAUUUGAAGAUUCUCUGAGGAACAACAGCAGCCCCUCGGGAUAGCUACCACAUCAUGCACCAAGACAAAGAACCUAUUGGAAACCUGCGUUUUGUUUGCAUCGUGACCUUAAUCAUGGGAACCAUAAUUCAGCUGUCUGAGGAACGUGAAUUUGCGGUAGACAUGUCAGAAAAAGGUCUUACUCAUGUUCCAAAAGACCUGCCACCAAAAACCAGAGCCUUAGAUGUAUCUCACAACUACAUAUCAGAGCUUCAGGCCUCUGACAUCAGCUUUCUGUCAAGGCUGAAAAUGUUGAAACUUUCCCACAACCGACUCCAGCGACUGGAUUUUAGCAUUUUCAGGUUCAACCAGGAUUUGGAAUAUUUGGACUUAUCUCACAAUCGGCUGCGGGAGCUAACCUGCCAUCCUGUUGUGAGUUUCAAGCACUUGGACCUGUCAUUCAAUGACUUCGAUGUCCCACCCAUCUGCAAAGAAUUUGGCAACUGGACACAGCUGAAUUUCUUGGGCUUCAGUGCCACAAAGUUACAACAAUCAGAUCUGCUUCCAAUUGUUCACCUGCAGCUGAACUACCUCCUUCUGGACUUAGGACGGUAUCAUGUGAAAGAAAGUGAGACAGAAAGUCUUCAAAUUCUGAACACAAAAACACUUCACCUUGUUUUUUGCCCAGAUAAUUUAUUCUCUGUCCAAGUGAAAAUAGCAGUGAAUACUUUAGGGUGCUUACAACUGACCAAUAUUAAAUUGAACGAUAAGAACUGUCAAAUUUUAAUUAAAUUUUUAUCAGAACUCACCAGAGGGCCAACCUUAUUGAAUUUUACCCUCAAUCACAUGGAAACAACUUGGAGAUGCUUGGUUAGAGUUUUUCAAUACCUUUGGCCCAAGCCCGUGGAAUAUCUCAAUAUUUACAACUUAACAAUAAUAGAAAAAAUCAGCAAAGAACAUUUUACUUAUUCUAGAACGGCACUGAAAGCUUUGAAAAUAGAACAUAUUACAAACCGAGUUUUUCUUUUUUCACAGGAAGCCUUGUACACGGUGUUUUCCGAGAUGAACAUCAGGAUGUUAACCAUAUCUGAUACACCUUUUGUACACAUGCUUUGUCCCCAGGCACCAAGCACAUUCCAGUUCUUGAACUUUACCCAGAAUGUCUUCACAGAUAGUAUUUUUCAAAAAUGUUCCACUUUGGUUAGACUGGAGACGCUUAUCUUACAAAAGAAUGGGCUAAAAGAUCUCAUCAAAGUAGGUCUCAUGACUAAGGAUAUGCCGUCUCUGGAAACACUGGAUGUUAGCAGGAAUUCUUUAGGAUCUGGGAGACAUGAGGAAAACUGCACUUGGGCUGGGAGUAUACAGGUGUUAAAUUUGUCUUCCAAUGCACUUACGGACUCUGUUUUCAGAUGUUUACCUCCCAAGGUCAAGGUGCUUGAUCUCCACAAUAACAGAAUAACGGCCAUUCCUAAAGAUGUCACCCACCUGGAGGCUUUGCAAGAACUCAAUGUUGCUCUCAACUCCCUCGUGGACCUCCCUGGGUGUGGCCCCUUCAGCAGCCUCUCUCUGCUGAUCAUUGAGCACAACGCAGUGUCCCAUCCAUCAGCUCAUUUCUUCCAGAGCUGCCAGAAGAUUACGUCAAUAAAAGCGGGAAGCAAUCCAUUCCACUGUACAUGCGAGCUAAGAGAGUUCAUCAAAAGUAUGGGCCAGCUAUCGAGUGAGGUGGCGGAGGGCUGGCCUGAUUCCUAUAAGUGUGCCUACCCAGAAGGCUACAAGGGAACCCUGCUCAAGGACUUUCAUGUAUCUCAGUUAUCCUGCAACAUAGCCCUGCUGAUGGUCACCAUUGGGGCCACCGUGCUGUUGGUGGCUGCUUCCGUGACCUGCCUCUGCGUCUACCUGGACGUGCCCUGGUAUCUGAGGAUGGUGUGUCAGUGGACCCAGGCCCGGCACAGGGCUCGGAACAUCCCCCUAGUGGAACUCCAAAGAAAUCUCCAGUUCCAUGCUUUUAUUUCAUACAGUGAGCAUGAUUCUGCGUGGGUGAAGAGUGAAUUAGUACCCAACCUAGAAAAAGAAGAUAUCCGGGUUUGCCUCCAUGAGAGAGACUUUGUUCCUGGCAAGAGCAUUGUGGAAAACAUCAUAAACUGCAUUGAGAAGAGUUACAAGUCCAUCUUUGUCUUGUCUCCCAACUUUGUCCAGAGUGAGUGGUGCCAUUAUGAGCUCUACUUUGCUCACCACAAUCUCUUCCAUAAAGGAUCCAAUAACUUAAUCCUGAUCUUGCUGGAGCCCAUUCCACAGAGCAGCAUCCCCAGCAAGUUUCAUAAGCUGAGGGCUCUCAUGGCACAGCAGACUUAUCUGGAAUGGCCCACAGAGAAGAGCAAGCGGGGACUUUUUUGGGCUAACAUUAGAGCUGCUUUUAAUAUGAAAUUAACACAAGGCACUGAAAACAGUGAUGUGCAAACUUAAAACCAGGAAGUCUGACUUAAGAAACUCCCAUUUGCUAGGACUCUGAUAGACACUGUGGUUUGGCUACCGUCUGGACGUGUCUCCACUGUCCCCAUGCCUUCAGGAAUGCCUUAAUGAAAGCCUCGUUCAGCUGAGCUGGGGGGGCAAAGAUGGUGCCCAUUUUCCUGAUGAUCGAUACCUCAGUCUCUUCUGGUUUCAACAUUCCUUGUCACACUGAAACAGUAUUUUUUGAGUAAAUGUUCAGGCAGCUGGGACCUUUCCUCUCCCCUCUCUUUUCCUAAGCAGAUUCCUGGUAAGCAGGGGUAUAUGUGGCUUAUGGCACCAAGGAACCAGCCAACCUCAGAGAAGCCCACAUUGGUUAUUGCAGCCCCCUGUGGGUCCUCAUGGAUCUCAGGUGAGCUGUGCCAUCCUGUUCAUCACCAGGGCUUGCAAAAAAAAUUAUUCCAGUUACUGAAUGUAAGAAAGUGUUUUCAAACAUAUGUGCACUUGUUUAAUAUUUGACCCUGCUACACAAAUAUUUCAUUAACCUGUGAGGACUCAUGGCACAAUAAUGUGUGUAGAGUCAUCCGUUGAUAUCCAUGAGGAACUGGUUUCAGGACCCCUGUAGAUACCAAAUUCUGCAGAAGCUCAAUGUAACCUAUGCACAUCUCCCAGGAUUCUUUAAAUCAUCUCUAAAUUAUUUCUUAUACUCUUAUACGUGUGUAAUAUAAAUGCUAUGUACAUAAUUGUUAUACAGUAUUGCUCAGGGAAUAAAGACAAAUGUCUGUACAUGUUCAAUACAGAUGCAGUUUUCCCUAAACUA